This is a messenger RNA of Habropoda laboriosa, 2217 nucleotides long. RefSeq names its product putative serine/threonine-protein kinase C05D10.2 (gene Erk7). The record is from RefSeq and is a predicted model, not a curated record. NCBI's taxonomy places the organism in Eukaryota, Metazoa, Arthropoda, Insecta, Hymenoptera, Apidae. The transcript has 11 exons. Gene Ontology annotation, molecular function: ATP binding; MAP kinase activity. Gene Ontology annotation, biological process: protein phosphorylation; intracellular signal transduction. The coding region runs from base 1 to 2217 and encodes 738 amino acids. Gene Ontology annotation, cellular component: nucleus; cytoplasm.
AUGUCGUCAAAAAAUAGCAACGAAAAGGUUUUGGAGAUCGACGUGCACGUCAGCAAGCAUUAUGACAUCGUUCGACGUCUUGGAAAGGGGGCCUACGGCAUCGUAUGGAAGGCGAUUGACAAGAAAAACAAGGAGACGGUAGCGGUGAAGAAGAUCUUCGACGCCUUCAGAAACCAGACGGACGCGCAGCGUACAUUCCGUGAGAUAAUGUUCCUACUAUCGUUCGCCAAUCACGAGAACAUCAUACGACUGAUCGGUCUUCACAAGGCGAACAACGACCGGGACAUUUAUCUCGUGUUCGAGUACAUGGAAAUCGAUCUCCACAACUUGAUUAAGAAGGGCAACAUCCUCAAGGACAUCCACAAGGUGUUCGUCAUGUAUCAGCUGUUUAAGGCGAUCAAAUACAUUCAUUCCGGGAACGUGAUACACAGGGACCUCAAGCCGUCGAACGUUCUAUUGAAUGCUCAAUGUCACUGCAAAAUCGCCGAUUUCGGAUUGGCACGAUCGGUCACUCAAAUAGGCGAGGGUGACGGUGAAACAUCCAGCGAUCCAACUCUAACAGACUACGUGGCGACUCGUUGGUACCGUGCACCAGAAAUACUCGUUGCCUCGAAAAGGUACACAAAGGGUAUCGAUAUGUGGUCAUUGGGAUGCAUCCUCGGCGAGAUGCUCCUUGGAAAACCGUUGUUCCCUGGUUCGUCGACGAUAAAUCAAGUGGAGAGAAUAAUGGCCACUUUACCACCGCCUACCAAAGAAGAUCUAAUUUCGGUUAGCGCCGGCUACGGGACCAAUUUAUUAGAGAAGACACCGAAUGGACCGAGGCGUUCAUUGAAGGAUUUAUUGCCGGAGGUGUCGGAGAAAGCGUUGAACCUUAUCAGUAACCUGAUACUCUUCAACCCCAAUCACAGAUUAACCGCUGUUGAGGCAUUGGAGCACCCCUAUGUGGCCGAUUUUCACCGGAGGAGCAACGAACCGGAAAGAGGCUCGAGCGUGGUGCCGUUGCUCAGAGACGAUGUACAGCUCUCCGUGGACGAGUAUAGAAAUAAGCUUUAUUCGAUGAUGGACGAGAAGCAUCGCAAGCAUAAGAAUAUGUCGAAAUCCAGAAUCAGGCGACUGUCGGAGCACAUCAGGAAGGAAACUGUUAGUAGUAAUGGUAACCCGGUAAUUGGUCAGGGCGAUUCAACUGUUGGUAAAAAUCUCGCACAAUCGUACCAAGAUUUACGUAAGGAGAGAGGUAAAAGCGACGCGUACGAGCCUUCCUGUUUAGAAGUACGUGCGCAACAGCCAAGCAGGAAGACAACACGGCGUCCGCAAAUUGAUAGUGGCGAAAGAAUUACGAAGACCAGAUCGAUCAGUUCCUCCGUGGAACCACAGAUACAGAACACCAAGAAUCUUCGAUCAACCGCUAAAACCGUGGCAACUCAGUACACGUGCAACUUCACGAAUGGAAAUUUGAACAACUUGACACCCGGCGGGACCAAGAGUUGUCUGUAUCUGAAUCAACAACACCGACAGCUGUCGAAAUCUCAGCGUUCCAUACAGUCGGACCAAACGAUGGCGUGUGCAGCACCUGGUGCAAGAUUGACGCAAGCGACGCCAGGAAAUCGAACCAAGCUUCGAAGGAGUUGCAAACAGAUCCGUGCACCGACUCGACUAUCAUCGGAGGUGAAUUGGCGAGAGGAGAAUCAACAGAAGACUUCGUUCCCUCGCGACAGCCCUAAGAGCCUUCAGACGAAGUUCUUCGCGAGAACACCGGAGAGUACGACCACGUAUUACCCGAAGAGUAACGGCGGUAUCGAUAAGAGUAUGAACACCGCGAAAUCUACGUACAAUUCUUAUCAUCCUACCGUGAAGAAUCAAGCUAUACGAAAUUAUCUGAAUCAAACGCUGCCUUCGCGCGUCGAGGAGCACUCGCAGUCUCACACGAAUCGAACGACGAGGAACAGUACGGAUUUUCAUCUGACCCUCCGCUCCAACGCUGCUAAUACAGAGAAAUUACAUCAGGCUAACAAUUAUCAUCCGGUUGGGAACAAUCGAUCGAGAAACGUGGCACAAACUCGUGACUACGUCACUGGUACGACAAUGCUAUCGCAGAACAGCGAGAAGAAGUCAACGUUGAUACGUGGCUCGCCUUUUCUGGACAGUUACAGCCAAAGUCACGGCGUGAUAACUGCGUCCGCGUACAAGGACCUACGAAACGGGACUCUAAGAUGGUAA